ACAGUUCAAGGUCCUGUCCAACUUACAAAACCAAAUCCAGAAGGCAAGGUUAAUGGCCAGAAGAGCAUUUUGCCAAAUCCAAACGCACUUCAAAAUUUAUUUAAUCCAAACACCCGUUAAUUCUUCUAGCAUGUGACCAUAAGGAUACGAGUUCAAAUAGCGGAAACAACAUCUGAUAGAACUGCAAGAUAAAGACUAGGCACAAUAUAUCUUGUGGUCCGGUCCUUUCCGGAACUCUACACGUAACGGGAGUUUUAGUGUACUGAGCUGCUCUUUAAUAGCUUAAUCCUUCUUCUUACCAGAGAUUAUUAGCAAAGAAUCAUGUAUAAGCCUAGAAGUUUAGUUAAAAUAGGCCUUCUGAGUCGUCAAUUCCUUUCAAGAACAUAUUCAAAACCCAAGAAACAUGUACAUUUGCAAAUUAUAUCAAAACCCCACGUAGAAAAACAGUCCAUUUUUAGCUGUAAUAAACUAAUCAUGAGUUUAGGACGUCAAGGCAAAGUUGUCGAAGCUCGUAAACUGUUCGAUGAAAUGCCUGACAGAGAUGUUGUUUCGUAUGCUUCAAUGAUCACUGUUUAUCUUAAACAUAAGGAACUUCCUGAAGCUGAGAGGUUGUUUUAUUCAAUGCCUGAGAGGAAUGUAGUAUCUGAUUCCGCUAUGGUUCAUGCGUACGCGAAAGCUGGGAGGAUCGAUGAGGCUCGGGGGAUAUUUGAUUUGAUGCCGGAUAGGAAUGCUUAUGCUUGGACAAGUUUGAUUUCCGGGUAUUUUCGCAGUCGUAGAGUGGACGAAGCUCAGAAGUUGCUUCAAGAAAUGCCUGAGAAAAAUGUGGUUACGUGGACUACAGCGAUGAUGGGGUAUGCUCAAAAUGGUUUGAUUAAUGAGGCACGACGUAUUUUUGAUCAGGUUCUUGAAAAAAAUGUCAUUGUUUGGACGGCUAUGAUAAGGGCUUAUGUUGAAGAUCAUCAGGUUGAUCAAGCUCUUGAGCUCUUUUAUAAGAUGCCCGAACGUAAUUUGUAUUCUUGGAAUGUUAUUAUUCAAGGCUGUUUGAAUGAUAAUAGGGUGGAGAAAGGUUUGGAGCUUUUUAACGCGAUGCCUUGGAGAAAUGCGGUUUCUUGGACAACUAUCGUUACUGGUCUUGCACGAAAUGGGAUGAUAGAAAUGGCAAGAGAGUAUUUUGAUCAAAUGCCAAACAGGGAUCCUGCUGCAUGGAAUGCUAUGAUAACAGCUUAUGUUGACGAAGGCCUAGUGGAUAAGGCCAACGAACUUUUUGAUUCGAUGCCUAAUAAAGAUCUUGUAAGUUGGAAUGUAAUGAUUGAUGGGUAUGCGAAAAGUGGCCUCGAGGCUGAAGCCUUAAAGUGUUUCAUUCUCAUGCUUUGGUCGGGCUUAAGGCCGAAUCAGACUACUCUUACCAGUGUAGUGACCUCAAGUGGGGGAAUCCUUGAGUUAAUGCAAGCUCAUGUCCUUGUUUUACUGCUGGGAUUCGACCAAGAUACUUCACUUAACAACGCUCUUGUCACCAUGUACUCCAGAUGUGGAGAUUUAAACUCAUCGUUGAUCACUUUUGAGAAUCUGAAAGUAAAAGAUGUUGUUUCGUGGACGGCAAUAAUACUGGCGUAUGCAAAUCAUGGUCUUGGAAAACAAGCAUUGCAAGCCUUUGCGCAGAUGCUAAGGUCCGGUAACAAGCCAGACGAGAUAACUUUUGUGGGACUCUUGGCAGCUUGUAGUCAUGCUGGUCUUGUUAAGAAGGGUCAAAAGUUCUUCGAGUCGAUGAGUCAUGCCUAUGAUUUAAAACCGAGGCCCGAACAUUACUGUUGCCUUGUUGACAUUUUAGGUCGUGGUAAGUUAGUUGAUGAAGCUAUAAGGGUGGUGCAACAGAUGCCUCCCGAGGAACGUGAUGGUGCUGUUCUAGGGGCUUUGCUUGGUGCUUGUAAGUUGUAUGGAGAUGUUGGAGUAGCUAAUCAGAUUUGCGACGAAAUAUUAGAGCUUGAACCAGGUAGCUCAGGGGCUUAUAUACUAAUGGCAAAUGCUUAUGCGGCUUCUGGGAGAUGGGGCGAUUUUGCGCAAGUAAGGAAGAAAAUGAAGGAGAGGAAAGUGAAAAAAGUUCCCGGUUUUAGUGAAAUUGAAGUCAAUGGGAAAAAUCAUGUAUUUUUUGUGGGAGACAGGUCUCACCCUGAGAAAAAGGAGAUUUACGCGCUUAUUAAAGAAAAUUUAAUGCCUCUAAUGCAAGAGAAGAUGAUUUAGAGGAAUCAAAUAGAUGCAUCGAAAGCCCGGGAUUGAAGAAUUUCAUGUGAACCAUUCGCUAAUGCAUGUUCUGAAGUUCGAUGCAGAAAGGCGACCAUGUCAGGUGACUAGAUCACACUCCUAUUCAAAUGUUGGUUCACUCUGACCACUUUAUAGCUACCCUUCCACUGCUCAUCUAGGAACGGAGCUUGACGUCUGAUACAGAUUUCAAACACAGUCAUUGUCAUUUGAAGUCUUCAUUCUGAUGAUGUUCUCUUGCUGCUAUCGGAUUAUGGGUAGAUGAACAUGAUCUCAAAAGGAGAGAUUGAGAAGCAGUUGAACAUUUAUUAUCAGGAAGAGCUAGCUGCUUGAAUGCACGCGCUGGCAACCUACAUCGUGCAUAGCCGCAUACAUACAUUUUCUCGUGGAGUAAGAAAAUUAGCUUCUGAGUGCACUGAGGCUGAGAUAUGUAACAAAAUUAGCUUCUGAGUGCACUGAGGCUGAGAUAUGUAACGCUGCGACGAACAUUAAGUCUGCAGGACCUAUCAAUUGAUAGGGGUAAGGUUUGGAAACUGAAUGAGAUAAUAGUUGUAAAAUGAUCUACCCAUUAAUUAACUCAAAGUGGCUCAUGUAUGUUAUUCCUUAAAUAUUGUAUGC
Messenger RNA from Capsicum annuum, 2874 nucleotides. RefSeq names its product pentatricopeptide repeat-containing protein At1g09410, mitochondrial. The record is from RefSeq and is a predicted model, not a curated record. The transcript is spliced from 2 exons. Gene Ontology annotation, biological process: RNA modification. Lineage: Eukaryota; Viridiplantae; Streptophyta; Magnoliopsida; Solanales; Solanaceae. Bases 322 to 2238 code for a protein of 638 amino acids. Gene Ontology annotation, molecular function: protein binding; RNA binding.